This is a messenger RNA of Cyclopterus lumpus (lumpfish), 2670 nucleotides long. Its product is annotated as stromal interaction molecule 1-like. NCBI's taxonomy places the organism in Eukaryota, Metazoa, Chordata, Actinopteri, Perciformes, Cyclopteridae. Gene Ontology annotation, biological process: activation of store-operated calcium channel activity; intracellular calcium ion homeostasis; store-operated calcium entry. Gene Ontology annotation, molecular function: calcium channel regulator activity; calcium ion binding; protein binding. The coding region runs from base 183 to 2159 and encodes 658 amino acids. The transcript has 14 exons. Gene Ontology annotation, cellular component: plasma membrane; endoplasmic reticulum. The record is from RefSeq and is a predicted model, not a curated record.
GCAUAGGCGGAACUCCUCGUGUUUGUUCUCCUUCUUCUCAGCAGCAGUUUGUUGAGUUUGAGAACUGAGCAGCAAACUUGUUUUCCUCUUCAUCCCCCUCGAGACUUCGAUCAGCUCGUGGUCGGAUCGAUCGGAGCCGAUCGGAGCGGAUCGAUGAUUAGAGGAGCGGCUGCCGCGGAGACAUGGCGGGCGUGUGUGUGGUGUGUGUGGUGUGUGUGCUGAGUGUGUUAGUCGGGGCUCACGGUUCAUUGGGCAGAAGUGACCCCGCCCACCUGGACCACCACCAUCACCUGGUUUCAGCCUCAGAUCUGUGUGUGAUUGACAGGCAGCUCUGUCAGGACGAGAACUCUCUGCUGAGCUUCGAGGCGAUCUGCAGCAUCCACGAGCUGAUGGACGACGACGCCGACGGCUCGGUGGACACGACGGAGACGGACGAGUUCCUCAGGGAGGACCUGAUGUACCACGACCCCAAAGCCAAGCACAGCAGCUUCCACCGGGCCGACCUGCACAUCAGCGUAGACGACAUGUGGGCGGCCUGGAAGAGCUCAACGGUGUAUAACUGGACGGUGCAGCAGGUGGAGGACUGGCUGCUCAUCAGUGUGGAGCUUCCUCAGUACGCAGAAACCUUCAGGAAACACCAGCUGGACGGAAAGGCCUUACCCAGGCUGGCGGUGAAGAACACCACCCUGACGGUGUUGGUGUUGAAGGUUUUAGAGAGAAGUCACGCUCAGAAGCUGCAGCUCAAAGCGCUGGACAUCGUGCUGUUUGGACCACCGCCAGCCCGUCACAGCCUCUGCAAGGACCUGGUUCUGGGCGUCUCCGUCCUCAUGGCGCUCGCCGGCUGCUGGUUCGCUUACGUCCAGACCAGGAAGUCCAGAGACGACCUGGGGAGGCUGGUGAAGGACCUGGAGGGUCUGCAGAGGGCCGAGCAGAGCCUGCUGGACCUGCAGGAGAAGCUGCAGAAGGCGCAGGAGGAGCAGCGCUGCGUGCAGGUGGAGAAGGUGAAGGUGGAGGAGGAGCUGCGGAGCGAGAUCGACUCGGCCAAGCAGGAAGCUCAGCGGCUCCGAGAGCUCCGCCGGGGAACGGGGAACGAGAGGAGCCGGCAGAAGUACGCCGAGGAGGACCUGGAUCAGGUGCGCACGGCGCUGAGGAAGGCGGAGAGGGAGCUGGAGUCGCGCGCACACUGGGCGCCGCCGGAGUCUCUGCAGAAGUGGCUGCAGCUGACGCACGAGGUGGAGGUUCAGUACUACAACAUCAAGAAGCAGAGCGCAGAGAAGCAGCUGCUGCAGGCCAGAGAGGGGGCGGAGAAGAUCAAGAAGAAGAGGAGCUCUCUGUUCGGGACGUUCCACGUGGCUCACAGCUCCUCGCUGGACGACGUCGACCACAAGAUCCUGUCGGCCAAACAGGCCCUGGCCGAGGUGACGGCGGCCCUGAGGGAGAAGCUCCACCGCUGGCAGCAGCUCGAGUGCCUGACGGGCUUCUGCCUCGUCAACAACCCGGGUCUGGGAGCGCUGGCCGCCGCCCUCAACCUGGACCCGUCCUUCCUCGGCCUGCGACCUCCGACCCCCCAGCACCUCCUCCUCUCCGACGACCUCGACGACAUGGACGAGGACAUCAUGUCUCCUGGGACGCUGCAGUACGCAGCAUGGCAGAUGGACCGGCGAGUGAGCGACCUCUGGCCCCUGAGUGGCAUCGCUGACACCCAGUCACCAUGGAAGCACUCUGCUCAGAGUCUGAUGCCCCUGCGACAGAGGAUGGUGGACCCCGGUCAGACGUUCAGCUCUCAGAGGGACAUCAUGAACCUCUCCGACUCUGACUCGCUCUCUCCCGGCGAAUCACGAGGCUCGUACGGCUCCAAGCCCUUCCUCCUCUCGUCCAGGCUCCACCCCUCGCAGUUUCAGGGCUCUGGGCUCGGAAGCCUGGAGAAGAGCUCCAGCCUCGGGGAGCUGAGGGGCGGCCUCGUUCCCGGACCCGCCGCCCCCUCGAGCUCCACCCGCUCCCUCUGCAUCGCCGCCGACGCCGACGCCGGUUCGGCCGUCUUCUCGGCCGCCGGAACGAGCCCCGUGGACGAGGACGCAGGAGACGAGAGCGAGUCGUCCGUCAGCCGGAGGAGAAACGCUUUCAAUAAGAUCUUUAAGAAGAAGCAGGGACGCCACUGAACACGCACACCUGCUUUUAUCCGCUACUGAAACCAAACCCUCGCCAACGGGCAACGGCGGCCGCUUUAUACUCUUCUGGCAAUUAAUCAUUUUUCUCUCUCUCUGUUAAACUUGAGAAGAUCCAAUUUGGCUUAACGAGGCAGAAAAGUACGACACCCACUUCCUUCCAGACCUGAGGACGUUAACUCCCACUUCCUCCCAGACCUGAGGACGUUAACUCCCACUUCCUCCCAGACGUGAGGAUGUUAACACCCACUUCCUCCCAGACCUGAGGACGUUAACACCCACUUCCUCCCAGACCUGAGGACGUUAACUCCCACUUCCUCCCAGACGUGAGGACGUUAACUCCCACUUCCUCCCAGACCUGAGGACGUUAACUCCCACUUCCUUCCAGACCUGAGGACGUUAACUCCCACUUCCUCCCAGACCUGAGGACGUUAACUCCCACUUCCUCCCAGACGUGAGGAUGUUAACACCCACUUCCUCCCAGACCUGAGGACGUUAACACCCA